Messenger RNA from Lates calcarifer (barramundi perch), 1559 nucleotides. It is a transcript of the gene tmem147, whose product is annotated as transmembrane protein 147. The transcript has 8 exons. The coding region runs from base 126 to 803 and encodes 225 amino acids. NCBI's taxonomy places the organism in Eukaryota, Metazoa, Chordata, Actinopteri, Centropomidae. The record is from RefSeq and is a predicted model, not a curated record.
UAGUCGGAAGCAUUUCGAGGUGGUGCUAAGCGUUCUUCCGUUUGUCAUUCAACGAGACCAUAGUAAAACCGUCUGCUUUUUCUCAGCUUUUUGUACUCAGAAGCUGAAUUUUGUGAUUCAUCGUCAUGACACUGUUUCAUUUUGGAAACUGCUUUGCUCUGGCCUAUUUCCCUUACUUUAUAACAUACAAGUGCAGUGGUCUUUCAGAGUACAAUGCCUUUUGGAGAUGUGUCCAGGCUGGUGCAACCUACCUGUUUGUACAGCUCUGUAAGAUGCUGUUCUUAGCUACAUUUUUCCCCACAUGGGAAGGAGGAGCAGGAGUGUAUGACUUUGUAGGGGAAUUUAUGAAAGCAACAGUGGACCUGGCAGACCUGCUGGGGCUCCAUCUUGUAAUGUCUCGUAAUGCUGGAAAAGGAGAGUACAAGAUCAUGGUGGCUGCCAUGGGCUGGGCAACAGCAGAGCUUGUCAUGUCCAGGUGUCUUCCUCUGUGGGUGGGAGCCAGAGGGAUUGAGUUUGACUGGAAAUACAUCCAGAUGAGCUUCGACUCUAACAUCAGUUUGGUCCAUUAUAUUGCCAUGGCAGCAGUGGUGUGGAUGUUCACAAGAUAUGACCUUCCUAAGAGCUUCAGGCUGCCUGUUACUGUGCUGCUGGCUCUCUGUGUCUACAAGGCCUUCUUAAUGGAGUUGUUUGUCCAUGUCUUCCUCUUGGGCAGUUGGACAGUGUUGCUGGUCAAAGCCGUGCUUACCGGUGCCAUCUCUCUCUGCUCACUGUUUCUCUUCGUCACUCUGGUCCACAGCAACUAAAUAAACUGCAGCACCCUGGGAUAAGCCUUCAACAGAGUUUUUGGUCCAGAGUGGACUGGGAUUGGCAUAAAUCAGAAGCUGACCCCUGUCACUAUAUCAGUCUUAGUAUCAUCAUACAACACCAAAGACUGCUGGAAAAUGCUUGUUGAUAUUGGGUAGCUGAACUGGUCUGAUGUACAAAAAAACAGGCUGAUGUACAAGCUGACCAGUUCUUCCAGUUUGUUUUGUUUUGUAUUGAUGAGAAACAUAAUGAGGGUGAAGCUUUGUUCAGUUAAAACUGCAGGAUGAACAGUGACAUUGGGAGACUUCUGUAAUAUGAUUGGCUUACCUAAGCUGUGUUGGUUAUGUGAAAAGGUGAAUUUUCUAUCUGAAUGACCACAAAUGAAAUGAGACUUUAUAAAUAACAUAUUUCUGUUCUAUGUGUUGUCCAACAAGGCAGCAUAAAUUCUUACAUUAGAUAGUGAAGUGUACUGAGUGGAUUUAUAACAGAUGGAUGAUGAAUAGUGAUAUCUCUUUGAUAGUUCACUGUGUGGCCACAAAUUAAUUUUAUUUAUAUACAAAUAAAUAUACAAUUAGUUAAAACACAACUGUAGUGAGAUUUUUCUAAUUCCUGAGGAAACUGAAAGAUUUAAAGUGAAACUCAAAAUUUGAAAGCGCCUGAAGUAUGCAUAACCUGAGGGCCACUCAGCAUUAUGACCACGUUAUGUUGCUUUGUAAACAUCUGUGAUUUUGAUAUGAUUAAAUGUCUUUCUGUCA